Messenger RNA from Sitophilus oryzae (rice weevil), 1801 nucleotides. RefSeq names its product FAST kinase domain-containing protein 3, mitochondrial. The record is from RefSeq and is a predicted model, not a curated record. Gene Ontology annotation, biological process: mitochondrial RNA processing; regulation of mitochondrial mRNA stability. The coding region runs from base 83 to 1726 and encodes 547 amino acids. The transcript is spliced from 8 exons. Gene Ontology annotation, molecular function: RNA binding. NCBI's taxonomy places the organism in Eukaryota, Metazoa, Arthropoda, Insecta, Coleoptera, Curculionidae. Gene Ontology annotation, cellular component: mitochondrial matrix; ribonucleoprotein granule.
GCCAAUAAAUAAUAAAAGUAGAAUAAAAAUGAUGUUCGAGUUUUAGGUUAUUUAUCUAAUAAUCUAAUUUUUGAGAAAAAAAAUGUUGAAAUUAUAUCAACGAAUAUUAAUACAGCCGAAUAAUGGAAUUGCUAGAAUAUCUUGCCUUACCAGACAUAAUACAUUCGCAUCGUCAACUGUUGCCGAAGUUAAAAAUUCCAACUCUGAAAAUUUUCCGGAAAAAGAAAAUAGUUCUGCCGUUACUCAGCGGAGUACCCCGAAGAAUCGUAAUAACAUAGUAAAAGUUGCAUUUGCCUCGAUAAACCUUGCAAACACCAGUAUUGGAAUUGACACUCCCAUUAUAGAUAAAAAAAUAAAAUCAGCUACUUCAGUUGAUGAACUUCUUUCACUCUCCCAAGGAACAGGUGUGUCAAGACAUCAUGCCCUCAAGGUUGUGUCUGUUUUAUCAAAUUGGACGUCAACUGGUCAAAUUCAAUUGCGAGAUUUUGAGACAGACCCCAGGUUUCUAAGAUUAUGUAAAAUAUUAACAAAGAAUUCUAUAAUAAGUAGAAGUACUAAAAAUUUAGAUACUGAUGCAAGUGAAGAUUUGUCAACAAUUUUAAAUAUUACGGCAGAUGAAGAGGCUGCUAAAAUUGUGGCCAGCAUAACAAUACCCCAAAUGAUAAAGGUUUUAUCAACUCUGUCUGCCAGGAGACGUAGAUCGCCAUUGUUACUUAGAACUAUUGCUUAUAAUGUUACGGCAAGCCAGGAUAUUCUUAAUAUCAAACAAUGUGCCGAUUUAUUUUAUAGCAUAUCAGUUUUAAAUUAUUAUGAUGAAAACUUAUUUGAAAGAGUUGGCUCUAAUAUAAUCACAGCCCUUCAAGAACAAAUUAGUAAAAGUGCAGUGGUUGGUUCAAUUCUAACCAGUAUUGGUUUGUUGAAAUAUAAAUCGCCAGCCUUACUUGAUGCAAUCAGUGAAUGGGUGGUAAAUAACCAAAGUUCCUGCAGGCCACAGGAUAUGUUUAGUUUGUUUAUGACCUUAGGUGUUCUGAAUUACACUCCUUCUAAUCAUGAAGCUUUAUUUAAGCUCCUUAUUCCACAACUUACCCAAGAAGAAGCUGGUAAACCAUUGAUUUGGUUGGACAUUGUUUGGUCCUUGGUUCUUUUAAACAAAGCUAAUAAGGAACAUUUCCAAUCUGUGUUAAGUGAAGAAUUUAUAAGUAAACUUGGAGAAUUAUCCACUUCUGUAAAAUUAAAGUUGUUAAAUAUAGACGGAGCAGCGCAUUAUCUAGUAGAUAAUUAUAAUGGUCCAAAAAUUCCUCCAAAACAUGAAAUUCGAAGUACAACAUUGGUGUCAUCCAAGGAAAAAUCUAAUAUGAUCAAUUCAGUUGUGGAAACAUUGAAAAAUUUAAUUUCAGAAAACAACCUAAGAAGCAGAGUUAACACAGGUUUGGGAUUCUAUAUAGAUGCAGAAUGUUUAUUAGAUAGUACAUGUAAUCCACAACCAUUAACAUCAAACCCUAUUUCGGAAUUCUCCAAGAUUGCAGUUUUAGCUUAUGAUUACCACGAUAUGACUAAAGGAAAAGUUGAACCUACAGGCAUAAAUGUAUUUUCACAAAGGUUAUUAAAUGUGAUGGGAUACAAAGUUAUUAUUAUACCGUAUACGGAAUUUAAAGUUGGAGAUAAAAUUGUUAACCGAGUUAAGUAUAUAGAAAAGAAAUUAAAGGAUGCAGUGAAGUCAUCAUAGCUUAUAUAAUUAAUUUUAUAUAUGUUGUUAAUUUAUUUAAAUAUUGUAUAUUAAAAUAAAUUGUAUACAGUGUGU